Gloeophyllum trabeum ATCC 11539 is the source of this 1326-nucleotide messenger RNA. RefSeq names its product PLP-dependent transferase. The record is from RefSeq and is a predicted model, not a curated record. The transcript is spliced from 10 exons. Lineage: Eukaryota; Fungi; Basidiomycota; Agaricomycetes; Gloeophyllales; Gloeophyllaceae. Bases 1 to 1326 code for a protein of 441 amino acids.
AUGGCCGUGGUCACAUCUCAGCUCCCAUCAGAAGGCAAAUGCCACACUUAUGAUCCUCAGAGCAAACCUCCAGAUUUGGGGCAUUCUAUGCUCAAGUAUUUUGCCUUCGAAGACGGCUACGUAAACUUGAACCAUGGCGCAUACGGCUCACUUCCUUUACCUGUUGCAUCAGAGUGCGCAAAGAUCGCAGCUGAAAUAGAGGCAUGUCCCGACCGCUUCAUGCGGUUCACACACCGCACUCGCCUCCAGCACAGCCGGGAGCUGGUAGCCCGAUUCAUCGGCGCCGAGUCAGCCGACGAGUGCGUUUUAGUACCUAACGCAACUCAUGGAUUGAAUACUGUGUUGCGCAAUUUCGAAUGGCACGAAGGCGACAUUAUCAUUGGUGCUUCUACUACCUACGGUGCAAUCUCGAAGACGAUACAAUACCUAUCCGAUAUACCUCCCCAUCCUAUCGUUUCAGAUUUUCCAUUGAUAUUCCCGUGCACUCACGCCAAGAUUGUGGAUGAUUGGAGGAAGCAUCUCCGUUUAGUCGUUUCCUCUGACGUCGGCUCAGCGGAUACCGUGAAACGCAAGAUCGUCGCUGUGAUAGACGGAAUAAUCUCCACUCCCGGAGUCCGCCUUCCAUGGACCGAGAUGGUGAAGGUAUGCCGGGAAGAAGGCGUAUGGAGCGUCGUCGACGGCGCUCACAUGGUGGGUCAAGAAGUCGACAUCAAUCUGGCCGAAGUGAAGCCGGACUUCUGGGUCUCUAACUGCCACAAGUGGAUGUCUGCAAAACGCAGCUGCUCUGUACUCUACGUGCCAAAACGCAACCAGCAUAUCAUCAAGUCUUCCAUACCGACCUCUCAUGCAUAUAUAUCUCCCACUGACCCCAGAGCGCCCAACUUUGUCGAUCAGCACGAAUGGACCGGCACAAUGGACCAUGUUCCCUACCUCAGCAUCCCAGCGGCGCUCGAAUUUCGGAACUGGAUUGGGGGCGAGCACAAGAUCAACGAGUAUUGCCACCAGCUAGCGCUAGGCGGAGGGAAGCGGCUGGCCGAGAUUCUCGGCACAAGUGUCAUGGAGAACGACAAGGGAGAACUGACUGCCAAUAUGGUAAACGUCGAGCUGCCGCUGGCGGGUGUGCCAGGGACGCUCGAAGUCGAUCAGUUCCUGAAAGAGCAGCUGCUGUUUGAAUGGCACUGCUAUGCUGCUCACUAUUACCACAACGGACAGUGGUGGACGCGGUGUAGCGCUCAAGUGUGGAUAGAGGUGUCGGAUUUCGAGUACCUCGGCAAAGCGUUCACUGCGAUUUGCAAGCUGGCAAGGGACAAGUUUGCGAAGCAAUAG